AUGUCAUGACACCGCAUCUACCCUCACUUCUGAUGUGGCGUUUUUCUCACACCCUGGCCAGUAGCCAGAGCGGACCCAGAUGGCCGGUCUCCUGGGUGUCGUGGCGGCCCUGUGGGGAGUCCUGUGCCUCGCCCGGGUGCCCCUGGCGGUGGGCGGUGACGUGUACCUGGACAGAGCAGUUGCACUGAUGGCGAAGGUGCCGCUUAUAGACGGACACAACGACUUGCCGUGGCGCCUCAGGGAUGUGUACAAGAAUGAGAUCUACGACAAAGUGAACCUGAACAACAUCGCCACCACUCACACCAGCAUGAGCCGCCUGCGUGCUGGGCGUGUCGGUGGGCAGUUCUGGGCCGUGUACACGCCGUGUGACACGGCCGGACGGGACGCCGUCCGCUACUCCCUGGAGCAGAUCGACGUCGUCCACAGGAUGGUGAAGGAGUACGCGGACACGCUCACCUUCGUCACCUCCUCCACCGAGCUGCGGCAGGCGUUCUCCAGCAGGAAGGUGGCGAGCCUCAUCGGCCUGGAGGGGGCCCAUGGAGUCGACAGCAGCCUAGCCGUGCUACGGAUGUUCUACUCGCUGGGCGUGCGCUACAUGACGCUCACGCACAACUGCAACACGCCCUGGUCCGAGUCGUGGCGGGUGGAUGGGGGGCAUGAAGAACCGACACCUUUCGACGGCCUCACCAAUUUUGGAAAGGAAGUGGUGCUGGAGAUGAACCGGCUGGGCAUGCUGGUGGACCUGUCGCACACGUCUCGCGCCACGGCCAUACGGGCGCUCGCUGUCACCGCGGCGCCCGUCAUCUUCAGCCACUCCAACGCCCACGCGGUGUGCGGGCACGGGCGCAACGUGGACGACGAAGUCCUCCGGAAGCUGAAAAUCAACGGUGGGAUCAUCAUGGUCAACUUUUACCCCAACUUCGUCUCGUGCAAGGACAACGCCACGCUCUCCGAAGUGGUUGGCCACAUGCAGCACAUCAAAAACCACAUCGGAGUGGAUCACAUCGGCAUUGGGAGUGAUUUUGACGGCUACGAUGGGGGCACGGAGGGGCUGGAGGACGUCUCCAAGUACCCGCACCUCAUCGCUGAGCUGCUCCGGAGAGGCUGGACCGACAGCGACGUCUCCAAGGUGCUGGGGGAGAACAUACUGCGCGUGUUGGCCAAGGCCGAGGAGGUGCGGGAUCUCUUAAAUAUGUCAAGGCCGGGCGAAACCAACAUUCCGCAGGGCGAGGUGCGAAACGACUGUCGCACAGACCACGGCGUCGCUGAGCAGGAGGAGGAGGCGUUAGACGGACGAGGAAACAUCGCGAGUGGCGACGUCGUCUGGACCGCGGUCUUCGUUCUGCUGCUGCUGUUACUCCAGUGAAGGGGGGUGGCGGAGUGGAGCAGCUAGACCCUUUUCCAAAUAAAUAUAUUAAGAGUGAUAUUUCCUAUUUUGAAUGUAAUAGUUAUUUUUGGUCUGGAUUUAGCGCAUUAAAAAAACGCAGUAACGGAUGCCUGUGAACUCAUUCCUUGAGACAACAAAUGCCAAAGAAGCACCCGCUGCUGCCUCGCUCUCCCACAAAGAGACAUUUGGAGGUUCAUUAUCCACAAGCUUUCGCUUGGAAAAGUUGUAAAAUUUGAUUGACCACCACCUCAUAGGAAUAUUUGCAAACAUCAUGGUAGAAAACGUUAACUUGAUAGAAUGUAUUGUUAUAUGAUGAUGUAGCUCAGGUAAAAAGGUUUAACAUCACUAUUGUUGUUACAUGACAAUACAGAAAUAGGAGGUUUGAAUGCGAAUAGUUGCAUGUUGUAUUACCAUCCACCUAUCUAUACAUACGUGCCAUGAGUUCUGGGUUAGGCAUAUUCACUUGAUAAGGAAGUAUGGGAGUUUUAUAUUGAAGUAUUGAACCAAAUGAUCAUUCAGAAGAUAUACAUAAUACUAAUUAUGUAAAUUCUCCACGACCAGAAUAAUAAGUAUUCCAAGGGUAUAACUAGAGCCUGCCCAGCCGCCUUUGUCUUCCCAGGGGCUGUCAUUGCAUGCUGCAGCAGGAAUUAAUUAUAAGUAUGAGUCGACUUAGAGGGGGGAAGGUCGUUUCACAAUGAGCAAGGCUACAGACACACCACACUCAGGGGCAAUUAAGAACAUCUGCGUCCACAAGCCUUGAGAUGACCUGAACUUUUACCGAUUAUGAUUUUAGUGUAAGAAUGUCCCGUCUCAGGAUUCAGAUCUCGACGAAAAAAAAUCUCAGGUCCCCAGCAGGGAGGGGGGCGGGUGGCGAGGUGAAGUGGUCAGCACACCGCGUGGUGUUCACUCGGCCGCGCGCCCGUCAGGCUCCAUCCACAGCUGGCGUGGCUGUCGAGUCGGCGGCACGCUGCUCACGCUGGCUAAGGCGCCCGUGUCGGCAGGGGUCGAUGGGUCAGGCCCAGCCUGCAGCGGUGUGCAAGGGGGCCACGUUGUCCCGAAAUUCGUGCAUCAUUGUCGCAAUAACAAACUGUAUCCUGCGGUGAGACCUGAAUCCCGAGACCUGACAUAAUUACACACGUAAUUGUUCAAGCGAGAAUCAUAAAUACAGAGCGAGAAUCAAAAUUGUUAAAGCAAGAAUCAUUGAUGUUUCACGAUUGGUGAUACCCCUAAACGAGACAGCCAAUACUAAACACACACAAAAUCACAUACACACAAUCACAUACAUACGAUUCAUUCCAUUUUAACAGACAUUCUUAAUGACACUUAACACACAUUUUUAGUUAAUUAUACUUAAUUACAUACAUGAACAUAUUUUACUAAUUUCUAAAAAAUUUAAUUUUAUAUUUUCAUUUUACAUUUUAAAUUUAGAAACAACAGCCCCUGAGUAGAGGAGCACGCGAUGUCGUGGUGAACGUUCACUCCUCUCGCCAUCGUCCAGGCACGGCAGUCCGUGGCUCCGAGUUUAGGAAGUUAACAAAUCCCGCUUCAGGCGUACUUGGGGAUUCUAGUGGACACCCGUGACCACGACUGGACAUUCAUCAUCGGAUUCCUCCAGUAUAAAUUAAGAUUCUGAUUCAUUGAGAUUCGUAUGUUUAAAUCUAAAGAAAAACAUUUACUGACCUUCAAAUAACUUGCCAACAUCGCCCCCCCCCCCACUAUACAGUAAACUCUACCCAUCUGUGAAGCAAUUUUUUUUAGAAAUUAUGAUUCUUGAAAGUUGAUUAUUCUGUUCAACUGGUGAAUGUAAUCGGUCCCCUGCUACCAUGUGUGCUCAUUCAAUUCACACCUUUGCAUCAUCUAGAUUGAAAACUAUUUUACUUAGAACUGCUUUUUAUGUUUAGCUUGUUGUCCUUCCGCUGAACCUCCGAUGAGCACUGUCGGUUAUGGGACGGUGCGAAAGAAGUUCAACAUACAUACGUACUGCCACUGUUAUAACGGGUGAAUAACGCUUGGAAUGGCAUUUUAGAACAUCAAACAUUCUCAAACAUUGUUCAUGUUAUUUACAACCGUUUGUUUCGCCCGCAUG
Messenger RNA from Petromyzon marinus (sea lamprey), 3473 nucleotides. RefSeq names its product dipeptidase 1-like. Lineage: Eukaryota; Metazoa; Chordata; Hyperoartia; Petromyzontiformes; Petromyzontidae. Gene Ontology annotation, molecular function: metallodipeptidase activity. Gene Ontology annotation, biological process: proteolysis. The record is from RefSeq and is a predicted model, not a curated record.